ACUCCACGAGCUCCCGCCCGCCGGCGGCCACCCCGCCGUCGCGGCCUCACUCAGGGCGUGAUUGGUUGUGGUGCGUGCCUCGGACCAGAAUGGCCGGACGGUGCAGGCUCAAAGCAACCAGGGUGCGUGCCUCGGACCAGGAUGGCCGGACGGUGCAAUGUGCAUGAUGCUGGUAAUCAUGAUUGGUUGUUUUUGUUGUUGAUCCUGUAUGGGAUGAAAUUUUGUUUGGAUGCAUGCAAGUAUCGAAGUUCUAGGUGACUGGCACAUGGGCCCAUGCACCAUGCAUGCACCAAGUCAUCCUGACUCUAGAGGGAAGGGAGAUUUCUGCAAACAGAGGGAUACGGGAUUAGAGGGGUCAAGUGAACGAGGUGGUGCAGGCAUAUGGUGCGGGUGAGGGAACCAAACUAGGUCCAAGUGCACGAAACGGUGCCGGAUCGCCCCUAGGAUGACCCCCUCCCUGCUACCAAUCACGCCCUCACUCGAUCACGCUACGGACCAUCAGCACGCAACCCACAGGGGCGCGGGUUGUGGGCUCAAAACACGGACCGUUGCAGUUCAAGACUCGCCUCUCGUCGUUGACCCUGCUGGGCUGGUGCGGUCGAAAUGCUGUUGAGGCGCGGUAUCGCCAAUCCUAUCUGGCUUCCACAAGCCCGUACGUUACGUGCCUUUCGGUGUUUGAGAUUCGUGUAGAUAACCUGCAUCGUUAGAUGCUACUUCCUCCCUUAACCCUAGCCUGCCGCAGCCUCCUCCCGAGCACGUCGCGCGCUGCUCCUCCUGCGACGCGCCGCCGUGGCUCCUUUCCACCGCUCCUCUGCCUCCUGCAUGCCACCGCCCGCCACCCCAUGCCCCGCCGCAUCCUGUAUGCACCGCGGCCCCACGCUCCACUGGCUCCCGCGUUGCUGUUGCCCGUCGCCGGAGAAGAAACCGAUCGAGAUAUGGAAAUGUUGAUGUCUAUUCAAAAAAAUGUUGAAAUCCAUUCCUUUCAAAUGUUGAUGCAGUUAUCGAUAAAUGUUGAAAUGGGUUGGAAAAAUGUUGAAAAUAGUAUACAUUUUUUUAAAAAAAUGCUGAAUGUGGUAUUUCUAAAUGUUGAAUGUAAUCUUCCGAAAUGUUGAAUUUUACAUAUAUAGAAGUUGGACCUAUUAGUUGGGCCUAAUAGGCUUUAAAGCCAUAUUGCUUAUCCAACACAUGGAAGCUACAUAGGAUACCGGGAGCCCCCGGUAUCGCCAAUCCGUUACUUGGCUUCCACCGCUUUAAGAUUCGUGCACGCUGGGUACUGUCGAUCCUCUUCCUCUUCCUCCACUCUUCCUUCUCUCUCGCGCCGGUGCUACCUCCCCAAGCCGUCGCCGCCUCACGCGCUGCCGAGGGUCGAGUCCGGAGGAGCAGCAGGCGGCGAGGUUGCCACUGGCGGGGGUGGUGGUCAAGGCGGCGGCAGGGUUAGGGUUAACUUUGUAAUGUGUUCAUACUAUCUGCAAUGUGUCAUACUAAUAAGCGUUGUUACUGCUAUAUAUAAUCCCCAGAUCAAAUGCAGCAUUGCCUCAAACAAACAGCCAGACACCUCGUUUUACCAUCUAGCACAAACCACAAUCUACUCAACCAAUCAACAUGUCAUGGGAGUGGUCUGUUGGACUCUGCAGCUGCUUCGGAGAUGUCGGCUCCUGUAUCACUGUUGCUUGACUUGCUGGUGCCCCUGCGUUACAUUUGGUCGUGUUGCUGCGGUUGUGGACAGAGGCUCCACAUCAUGCUGCAUGAACGGGACCCUGUAUGUUCUGCUACUGUCCAUAGGUUGCCAGUGGUUGUAUACUUGUAGCAAACGCUCCUCAAUGCGGGCGCAAAACAACCUACAAGAAUCGCCGUGCUUGGACUGCUGUGUCCACUUCUGGUGCGACACCUGCGCGCUGUGCCAGGAGUACAGAGAGCUCGAGAAGCGCGGCUUCAAUAUGGCCAAAGGAUGGGAAGGUAGCAACAAGGUGGUGGGGUGUGUAGAAGGGAUGAGGCUGCCACGAAAGCAAUCAAUGUGCUUCUAGGAUAGCAAAGUUCAAGAGUUUGCUUACCAUGAUGAUUGGUGCUUCCUUUUCAAUUUUUUCCCUUCUUUUUAAUAUUUCGAAUUCCCUAACUUUUCCAAGUCUUCCAAUGACAGGGAAAAAAGGGCAGCCUUCUGAUCUUUGCUUAGUUUCGUACAACACUAUAAUGUUGUUAAAUUUCCA
Setaria italica (foxtail millet) is the source of this 2204-nucleotide messenger RNA. Its product is annotated as cell number regulator 11-like. Lineage: Eukaryota; Viridiplantae; Streptophyta; Magnoliopsida; Poales; Poaceae. The record is from RefSeq and is a predicted model, not a curated record.